AUGGCUAGUUCAUUGGUAAUCGAUGAUAUUACUUUGAACGAGGAUCUUGAAGAAUUGGAACUCGAAUGGCCUUCUUCAGACUCUGAACUUUCUGAUCACAAACGUUCUUGUUAUACACUUCGAGAAGUUACAGCGCGAGAUGCAGAAAAUGGAACGGAUGUGCAAGGAAUUAAUUGGGAUUCUUUCAAUGUAACACGGCAAAGAUAUCGUGAAGAAAUAAAACCAGUUCGUAAUGAUGGCGAAUUUUUCAAAUUUAAAUAUACAACACUUUCACAUAAAUGCUCUAUUGUUCAUUUUCAAUUGAGAAAUUUGUUAUGGACAACCGGAAGAAAUGAUAUAUUUUAUACUCAUUCAUCACGUAUCAAUUAUUGGAAUUCUAUUAUGAAGAAAUCUAAAGUCGCAUUGGAUUUAGAUCAAGCUUUUGAAAUCAGAUUAUACGGCGAGUUUGCAUGCCGGCGCCUUGAUGCCGAACCGAUACAUUUUGGAACAGUAACUACAGAUGCAAAUGGUAUAACAAAUCAUAUGGAUAUCAUUGAAUCUCGAACUGGAAGUACUGUUGCUGUGAUAUCUAGCAAUGACAAAAAAUCCCGAAUAAUGGACCUCGCGUCAUUAAAGUUUAUCGACACAUACGAUUUUGAAUGGGCUGUUAAUUGCACAUCAGUCAGUCCAAACAGAGAUCUUUUGUGUGUUGUAGGCGAUGAUACAGAAACUAUGAUCGUUAGUUCAGAAACAGGCAAAGAUAAAACCACCAGAUUAUAUGAUACAAGGAAUAUGUCAAAAUCAUUUGCUGUAUUAGGUGCUAAAAUAGGAGCUGUAAGAUCACUUCAGUUUUCAGCAGACGGACGAUAUCUUUCAAUGGCAGAACCUGCAGAUUUUGUUCAUGUAUUUGAUGCACAUACUUUUGAAAGAUCACAAGUAUUUGAUUUAUUCGGUGAGAUUGCAGGAGUCACUUUUACACCAGAUUCAGAAGGAUUAUAUAUUGCAAACGCCGAUGAAAAUUAUGGGUAA
Molecule: messenger RNA, 1008 nt
Organism: Entrophospora candida
Lineage: Eukaryota; Fungi; Glomeromycota; Glomeromycetes; Entrophosporales; Entrophosporaceae
Source: the annotation of a GenBank genome assembly